Molecule: messenger RNA, 1722 nt
Organism: Cyclopterus lumpus (lumpfish)
Lineage: Eukaryota; Metazoa; Chordata; Actinopteri; Perciformes; Cyclopteridae
Gene: neto2b
Product: neuropilin (NRP) and tolloid (TLL)-like 2b
Molecular function (GO): protein binding
Source: RefSeq, a predicted model, not a curated record
AUGAACAGUUUGAAAUCAAAUCCCAGAAAACGGACUUCAGCUGAGAGGAUGCUUGUCGUGUGGAUAUUUCUCCUGUUUCUUGAGGGAGGAUGUGCUCUGGCACAAAAAACUAAAGAUGGAGGUGCAGGAUCAAAAGGGGUUAGACCUUCUCAACGGCCGCAGCAAUCUCAUCACUGUGGAAACUGGGAACGAAACACAGAAGGUGGCACCUUCAGUUCCCCAAACUACCCGAAAACAUACCCUGCCAACAAGGAGUGCCUGUACGUACUGGAAGCUCUGCCCCGCCAGCGGAUAGAGCUGCUGUUUGAUCAGACCUUCUACAUCGAAGCGUCAUUUGAAUGUCGUUUUGACCACAUCGAGGUGCGGGACGGCCCCUUUAGCUUCUCGCCACUCAUCAAUAGCUUCUGUGGCUCGGCCAGUCCUGGACUCGUCCUCUCGAGCGGACGCUUCAUGUGGAUCCGCUUCUUCAGCGAUGAAGAGCUUGAGGGGAGUGGCUUUAAGGUCCAGUACAGCUUUACAGCAGAUCCUGAGUUUCAUCUGCACGUGGGAGGACUCUUAAACCCCAUCCCAGAUUGUCAGUUUGAGCUGACUGGGGCUGACGGCAUGAUCCGUUCCAGUCAGGUGGAGGAGGAUUAUAAAGUGAAGCCGGACCAGGCAGUGGACUGCAUAUGGACUAUACGAGCCCCUACGAACAACAGGAUUUACCUGCGAUUCUUGGAAUACCAGAUGGAAAACUCAAAUGAAUGUAAGAAGAACUUUGUGGCUGUUUAUGAUGGCAGUAAUGCCAUUGAGGACCUAAAGGCCAAGUUUUGUAGUACAGUAGCUAAUGACAUCAUGCUGGACACCGGUGUAGGAGUAGUGAGGAUGUGGGCUGAUGAGACAAGCCGGCUCAGCCGCUUCCGGAUGCUGUUCACUUCUUUUGCAGACCCACCCUGUUUAGGCAGUGCAUUCUUUUGCCACAGUAACAUGUGCGUCAACACUUCUCUGGUGUGCAACGGCAUUCAAAACUGUAUCUUUCCCUGGGAUGAAAGCAACUGCAAAGAGAAAAAGAGCAAAGGUGUUUUCCACCAGAUCACAAAGACUCAUGGGACAGUAAUCUGUGUGUCGACGGGAGUGGUGCUACUGCUCCUCAUUGUCUCCAUCCUGGUGCAAGUCAAACAGCCACGGAAGAAGGUGUUGGUACGUAAGAAUAACCUGUUCCACCGAGGCGACCUCCAGGAGGUGUUUGACCCUCCACAUUAUGAACUCUUUAACUCUCAGAGGACAAGGUUAGAUAUGUCUGGGGACCUUGGGGAGUUAUCAGAAGAACUUCAGUCCCUGCAGGCGCUCAGGAGAUCCUCAUCGGGUUCACGCUGCAUUCACGAACACCACUGUGGCUCUCAGGCUUCUGUCAACUCCGUCAAAGCCGGUCAAGGUGCACAUGACAUAGACAGUGGAUCCCUGGAGCUUACCCCUUUCAGAGGGGACCUUCAAAGCUCAUUACCUCCCUUUAGAGACUUGAACAGCAGUAUGCGGAAGAAGAGCUGGCCUAGUAUGAAACCAGGACGAACGCAAGGCCAUCAUGGUAUGGGGGAUAGAGUGAUGGGGCGGCAGGAUAGAGUGAUGGAAGAGGGCGAAGAGGAGGAGGAAGAUGGAAGGUAUGAUGUGUAUGUACGCAAAGCAGGAAGCCGAAGAGGGAAUUAUGAAAUGGCCCAGCAAAGAUCCUUGUCCAUGGACUUCUGA